Haliotis rufescens (red abalone) is the source of this 2130-nucleotide messenger RNA. RefSeq lists its product as uncharacterized. Gene Ontology annotation, molecular function: protein binding. Bases 79 to 1224 code for a protein of 381 amino acids. The transcript is spliced from 5 exons. The record is from RefSeq and is a predicted model, not a curated record. NCBI's taxonomy places the organism in Eukaryota, Metazoa, Mollusca, Gastropoda, Lepetellida, Haliotidae.
AAGGUCACCAUAACGGGUGACAUUUCGCCAGCAGACGAUGUAGUAGUUAUGGGACGUUAGAGUUACCCAGUGCUCAAGAUGGAGACUGUGACAGCCGUGAAAGUGUGCUGUGGCCUGGCAUUGUUUGUUUGGUUCCAUCGGUGUGCGUCGGCCGAUGUUGUCCUUACCUAUUACAUGGAAGAAUCCUGCGGUCGCACGAUCAAAUUCAGCUCAGUGGACACAACUGAGUUUGUGUUUAACCUAACAAGAGAUGGGAGCAGAUUCUCUGCCAACAUGUACUGUCCAGUAGUAAUACUAGCAGAUACUGGAUUCAAGAUAAUGUUCAAAUUCACGAGGUUAGAUUUUUCAUCGUCUACACAUUACAUGGCUUUAUACAGCACAGCCAUAGGUUGGCGUUAUGGCAUAGAUACGUUUAUAAAUGACCUUUCCUCCACGUACAUAUCUACAACGCCAAGCAAUAAAGGCAUUCUCCUGUUCAAGAGUGGAACAUACUAUCGUAACGGGGGAAUGUCCGUUUUAGUCACGAUGUUCGCUAAAGCAAAACAAAUUGGAUUUGGCGAGUCUAAAUGUGAGGAAGGUCAUUUCCUCUGCCAGAAUGAGCGCUGUAUCAGUGAGGACCUGGUGUGUAACACACGUGACAACUGUGGAGACGAGUCUGAUGAGUGGGACGACUGUUCCCUUCUACCAUGGUGGAGUUCCGUCUUGAUUGCCUUCGUCGUUUUUUUCCUAAUAAGUGGAAUUUGCAUCAUUUGCAAAUUAUCUCAGAAACAGUUCAUUUGUUUUCAGCAACCAGGGCAUACAGUAGCUCUUGGUAAUCGAUUGCAGAUCAACACUAUUACCAACCCAACGGCUGUAGCCAACAACAAUCUAGAGAUGACUUCUUUCCCAGCGACACAAGGGUCAAUGCAGAUGCAAUCACCGUCAAUGGCCCAGUCCCAAUGGGUAGUCUCACCAGCCUACAACAAUCAACAGAACAUUCACCAGGUGCCACCACAUGUUCCAAUGCAGAUGGGCGUGCCCUACCAAACGCCCCCCAGCCCCUUGUCUUUCCCAGUGUCCCCACCUGGCCUCAUUCCCCACAGCCCCACAGAAGCUCCACCAGCCUACAGCAGUCUGGCAAUGAACCCAUCUGCACCACCACUUGGUCCUGUUAGCGAGGUCGACGACCGCUUCAAGGGUUAUGGCAUGGGAACUUUAGAUCAAAAAGGACUUCCUCCAAAGUGAGAUCGGUGAUCAAAUUGUACACUAAUCCAAGGAACCACAUCCAUCCUACAAACCUAGGUGUAUAUCUUCCCCUUCGGUCUCACAGAUGUUCUCAUUAAUCAGUAACCAAAAAAAUUAAUUACAAUAUUUCAAAAAAUUAAAUUGUUCUUACCUGGUUUCAUGACCAUAUCUUAUUUCCAUGAAUAUUGACAAGACGUAAGUAUUUCUGUUUCGAGAGCAAUUGUGGCACUUUCAGGCUCAUAUGCACCUGUUACAAACUGCCCUUUGUCUAAAUGUUUGUUAGAAAAGAUGGAAUGAGAGAAGUCGGCUUUUGAAUGUCUGCAUUCAAUGGCAAAUUGUCAACAAAAUCCCAAAAGGAAGACUGUAGAUAUUUUAACAUGUGCAUUUUGCUCAAAAGCUGUAGUAUUGUUUAAGAUGGAAGUCCAGUUCAUGAAAUCCAGCUCACCUGUUGUUUUUAUAUCAGUCAGAAAUGUAAAUACAUGUGAUCAAGUGUGGGUCUGACAAACCAUUGGUUGACAUGAGCAUUCUACCACGAAUUUGGGAAGUUACACUUUGUGUGAGAGGUUUUUUUGUCAAAUGCCACUUUGAACAGUAUUCCAGUUCUAUCACUGCAUGUCAGCUUAAUGUUGGAGGAAAACCCAAAGUGAUGUGAGUCUCAUACGCAUACCACGGUGGUGGAACCCACGAAUCCAUGUAGGUGCUGACAAACCAAGAAACAAUCAGGGCGAACCAGGAUUCAAACCCACGAUCAUAGGUUUCUGGCAUGCAAUUGGGACACAACUCUGCACAAUUAAUUGCAGAGCCCUUGUCAAAUGGGCUACCCGUGUUUAGAGAUUGUCACCAUCUACCAUUAGGUCAUAUGUACGCAUGCAUAUAUCUGGAUCAAGUAAAACAAACAGAUCUUUA